UCGACACAAUGUGUGUCUAUUUCUAUAUUGUGAUGAUAGUCGCUAUUGUGCUCAUCAUUGUCGUUGUUCUCAUUCAGUUUUUGCAUUUCAAUAAGUGAUCCAUCUCAGUAGCAAUUUGAUGAUAGCAAUUUGACACGCAAGGCCAACCAAACGCGAACACAAUUCGAACUCGAACUCAAACUCAAACUCGAAUAAAAGCCCUCGAUCCAACUGACAUGCAUCGGCAUUCGUCAACUGAAAAUACAAGUGUCAAGAUGCGUCUAAACCUGAGCUACUUCCUCGGGCUCCUCCUCGUGCUGCUCUGCGGCACUGCAAUUGUGAGUGCCAGACCUCAGGGUCCUUGUGGUCCACCGCCCAGCGGACCUCCACCAAGCGGAACUCCACCACCCGGCGGUCCACCUGGCGGUCGCUGUGGACCACCGCCUUCGACCACCGCAUCAUCGGGAUAACCGCAUCGCUCUGACCUGACCCCAGCAAAAGAGUUUCUGGCGCAACCAUGGAUCAAUGAUUUCGUUUUUUUUUUUUCUAUCAAUAGAGUGAAUUUGGAAACCACUAAAACAAAUAUACGUAACUUU
This is a messenger RNA of Drosophila albomicans, 575 nucleotides long. RefSeq names its product basic proline-rich protein. NCBI's taxonomy places the organism in Eukaryota, Metazoa, Arthropoda, Insecta, Diptera, Drosophilidae. The coding region runs from base 216 to 449 and encodes 77 amino acids. The record is from RefSeq and is a predicted model, not a curated record. The transcript is spliced from 3 exons.